GGGGAACUGAGCGUUUUGGGGAUGAGCUGUGAAGGGCUCAAAUGGCUGGUGACCAAAGUGGGGGCGGGUCUGCGAACAGACGAAACCAUCCUGUUUCUUUUUCAAGAAGAAGCUACCUGGACCGGUUUGGGAUGAAUCGAAGCCUGCUGGGCAAUCCUUUAAUAGGAGCCGAAGAGCAAUUUAGAAGGCUUUGGCAUUCAGCCGAUUUUCAGGAUUUUGAUCCGCUUCUCGUCCAACGGAUGGGCGGGUGAUGCAUCAUCAUACAAUUGAUGCUUCGAGUGCUUCAGGUAGUGCUCACAACAGGUUGUUGAUAAGCCUUUGGCCAGCACACCUAAGAGUAUCCAUUCCGGAGCCUACGGUAUGGACAGACAUGCACCAGUUUUCAACAUGUUUUUGGCUGGCUGUUGGGGAAAAAACUUCAGGCGCCUCUAUCGAAGCACCAAUGGUGGAGAGACCUGGAAUGACAUCACCGACUUCUUCAAAGUCGAUGUGCCUGGCUCUUCGCCGCAACCCUUCAUUGCGGAGUCCAUCACCAAGAGCCCAGCCGAUCCCAACACAAUCCUGGUAUCUGGAAAUAAGAAGACCAACUUCAUCUCCAGCACCAGGGGGUCCUCAUGGAAGAAGCUCCGGCAACGAUCACAGAUCCAUACGGUGAUCUUCCACAAGACGCGGCCCACGUGGCUUUUGCUCUCCACCUGGACGAGCACUUGCAACAAGAAGAAGGAGACCAACGCAGCGCCUGAACCGGCCGAAGAUGGGGGUGGUCCAUGCAACCACAUGCUUUACUUGUCCAAAGAUUUGGGCAAGACAUUUUCCUUAGCGCAGAACUAUGUGGUGCAGUUUAGCUGGGGCGACCCUGCGAUGAAUCAGCAGGACCGGAUCUACUUCACCCACUUUAGGAAGAAGACCGGCGAUCAGCCGAAACUGUACAUCUGGUCCAGCGAUGUGGAUUUCGCCUACAUGGAUGCCGAGGGCAGGAAUUGGGGAAGUCCGAUCACCAUGGUAGCGUUGGGAAACAAGUUUCUUGUCUCUCACAAGUUCAUUUUCGUCGCAAAAGUGAAAGAUGUUGCAGCGCAGACGGUGAUGUUGAUGGUCAGUGCUGAUGGGGGCCGGACCUUCAACUCGGCGCAGCUGCCCACGGAAAUCGAUGAGAAGUCCUACACGGUGCUUGACACCUCCGAGGGAUUGGUGAUGCUCCACGUGAACCACGGUGCCAAGGAGGCGCGAGUGGGCAACGUGUACAUCUCCGAUGACAAGGGCUACCGAUUCACCCUCUCGCUCCCCAACAACGUGCGGGGCACCAAUGGUGACUGCGAGUUUGACAAGGUCCUCAGCCUUGAGGGUGUGUACAUGGCCAACUACAAGGAGACGAAGAGCUCUGACACCAGCGGAGGUGUGGAUGACAAGACCAAGGAGGCGGCGGCAGAGAGCGAUGCCUUAGAAGAGGAGGCCAAAGCCGGCACCGAGGUGGACAAGCGUCGAGCGCCUAAGUCCAAAGCCAAGGAGGAGAGCGUCAUCCGAACGGUGAUCUCCUUCGACAAGGGCGGAGCAUGGUCUUAUCUCAAGCCUCCGCGGGUGGACUCCACCGGCAAGCAGAUUGAAUGCCCGGUGGACAAGUGCUGGCUUCAUUUGCAUGGAAUUACAAACUUCCACAACUACGCGCCGUUUUACUCCACGGAGAAUGCCAUUGGGAUCAUCAUGGGCACCGGCAAUGUGGGCACCUCCCUUCGCUUCGAGCCUGACCAGACCAACACCUACCUCUCCCGGAACGGCGGGCUCACGUGGAUCGAAGCUCAUAAAGGUGCUUUCAUCUAUGAGUAUGGAGACCAUGGUGGCCUCGUUGUCAUGGCAGAUGAUGUUCGAAAAACCAAGCUUGUGGUCUUCUCUUGGAAUGAAGGCCAGAGCUGGUACGACUUCGAACUCUCUAGCAUGCCCGUGGAGGUGGAUAAUAUCGUCACGGAGCCCAACGCGACUUCCACGAAGUUCCUCCUCUACGGGACUCGGGGAGACACCGGCGUGAUGUACCACCUUGAUUUUGAGAGCUUGGGCCAACCUCUUUGCAAGGGGGUUUGGGCAUCCGACUCCGUGUCCUCUGACUACGAGACUUGGAUCCCAUCGGAUGGCAAAAACACCGAGAAAUGCUUGAUGGGCAAGCAGGUGACCUACACCCGACGGAAGCAGACUUCCGAGUGCUUCAACGGGGAGAAGUUCGAGCGGCCCGUCAGUCGCAAGAAUUGCGAGUGCACGCAAGAAGACUUCGAGUGCGAAGUGGGUUUCACUCGGCCAGUCGGCUCGACUGAGUGCAGAUUUGCCGAUGAUGGCAGCAUCAAGAUACCCUUGAGCUGUGCUAGAAAUGACCACUUCUUCGCCAACGGCUACCGCAAAGUGGUCGGCGAUACCUGUGAAGGUGGGUGGCAACCACAACAGGUCUCGGUCGCCUGUCCCGCCAAGCCAAUGAGCAAAGGUGCCUGGUCGGUCUUGGGUGCCAUGGGCAUGUUGGCUGCGGUACUCUUGGCCGUCAACAUGCUGUCGCAGAACGAGCGGGUGAAAAGCAUUUUUGCGAACUACGGCUUCGAGAGCUUUGGCGACGUGCGCUACGCGAAUAUCGGCUCAAAGGCGCCGGAGUCAGCCCUCGACAGCGUCGGCACCCGGUUUGACGCGGACUUUAUCGAGGGCGACCAGGAUGACUUUGAUGCUCCACAGCUCAUGAACUACACCAACGACAGAGAUAGGGACAGAUCUGACCGUGACAGAGAUAGAGAUGAUGCGGCUCGGAGAUCUGCUUUGGACACCGCCUCUGAGGCGGUGCCGCGACUCGCCAAACCACCUGGUGGACGUGAUGAUGAAGGUGUGGAUCUUCUUUGAGGUGCCAAUGGCACGGAUGAAGUUGGCCUGGCAACUGUCCCAAUAAGGGUCUAGCACGAAGGCCACCAGACCUGAUGGACACCAGACACAAAGUGGUUUGAUCAGCUUGGCUGGGCGAGGAAAAGAGACAAUCCCACA
This is a messenger RNA of Durusdinium trenchii, 3003 nucleotides long. Lineage: Eukaryota; Dinophyceae; Suessiales; Symbiodiniaceae. The record is from the annotation of a GenBank genome assembly.